CGCCCAGGUGGAGCACAGCUCACAGGACAUCGAGGCCACCAUGAACACGGCGCUGAGCGAGCUGCGUGAGCUGGAGCGCCAGAGCUCGGCCAAGCACGCGCCCGACGUCGUCCUGGACACGCUGGAGCAGCUCAAGUCCGGCGGAGGAGGCGUGGCCUGUGUCGGAGUGGGCGGGCUCGGAGGCGGAGUCUCUGAGCCAUCCAGCCCCCUGCACUCGCGCCUGCUCCGCGAGGCCGACGCCCCCAACCAGCACCCACUCCAGCGUAGCGCGAGCUCCGCCUCUGACAUGCCCAGCAGCACCUUCCGCCCGGGCAAGGGUGGCGCGGGACCCAAGAGCCCCCUGCUGGCCUCCUCCUCCUCCCCCCUCUCCUCCUCCUCCUCCCCCCUCUCCUCCUCCUCCUCUGGCCUCUCCUCCUCCUCCUUCAGGGAGGGCCGGCCCCCGGCUACGCGCCCCAAGCCUGUGGUGUUCCCCAAAAGUGGGGGCUCGUCUGGGAGCGGAGGUGGUGCCAUGGGGUCCCCCACCACCUCCAUCCCCCCGACACCUCCUCCACCACCCCCACCUGCAGACAAGUCCUGUCCAGUGUGAACUUCUCUCACACACGCGCGCACACACACGCACACACACACGUCUGACCACCGACACCCCCACUUGCUUCCUCUAACACCUUGUGUGUGCGGAGCAGGACUCUAACUCUCUUAUUUUUUAAAGUUUUACUUCCAAGUGGCCGCAAUAGGCGCGGUGAUUUUUAAUGGUGUGACUCUGAUGAUGAUGAUGAUGAUGAUGAUGAUGAUGAUGAUUUUGUUUUGGAGUGUGACCUCAGCAGAGGUCAGCGUGACAGCUGUGUAGUAUUUGGAGGCUUGUGGUGUGUGACAUGUAAGAUGGUGUGUAAGAUUUCCGUUGCUCAUACACACCAUCGGCCAGCAUCUCUUAGACGCGUGUGCCAGGGCUCCCAAAACAGGACGCUCAAUUUGAUGGGGGUGCUGAAAGGUCUCGAUUACCUUUUUUUUUUUUCUAAUUUUGUUUUUUAUAUAUAUAUAUAUAUAUAGUUUUAUUUGAAAGAAUGGCCAACAGACACAGUGGCUUUGUAAAGACUUUUACUGUGAAACAAAAAGGACAGGAAAUAGUGGUUAAGAACGGUCUGACAUCACAAUGGGAAACGGAAUCAGACAGAGACAGCAGACAGACAGAGAGAUGGAGGGAGAGAGAGAGUGAGGGGGAAAGAGAUGGAAAGAGAGAGAGAGAGAGAGAGAGAGAGAGACGAAUGAAGGAUCAGACUAGAAGGUUUCAGGUUGAGCAGACGAAUAUAAGAUGUAAGAUUUUUUGAUAUAUAUCUAUGAAAAGCUGUAUGUAGGGAUUGCAGUGGAAUGGCGCGUUGAAGUUGUGUAUUUUUAUGCGGCUUGUGUUGUUCUAGUGGUUUUUGGACUGGUGGCCGUCGUAGUGGCGCAAGAUAUCAGGAUGACUACUCUCUACACACAGUGCCCCUCAAGGACAUUCACACACACACACACACACACACACACACACACACCCCUCAAGGGAAUUCACAUCGGGGAGCAGCUAACAGGAACAACUCCAGGACUGGACCCCAACCAUGGUCAGGGGUGUGUCUGUCUGCGUGUGUGUGUGUGUGUGUGUGUGCGUUUCACAAAGAACGCACUGUGCAAGACGACACCUUUGUCCCGGACCGGGUUUGGCUCGGCUGGGAGUGGACAGAGGAGCGGAUCUGAAGUUCUGGACUCUUCUGGGGGUUUGGACCGAGCCGCUGGACAGAGUCGCUGGACAGAGCGUACACCUACUGCAGGACAGGCCCAGGGCAUGUGUAGCGUGCUGCCCAAUCUGCAAUAAAUAAUUCAGUUUCAACACACAACACAAACACACUCACCUGAACGCAUAUAGUGCAUGUAAACACUCUCUCUCACACACACACACACACACACACAGAUGUACGCAUUCACACACACAGAUUUACCUGAAUACACACAGUGCACAUAAACGGACUCUUGUAUAAAUCGUAUCUCUGCAUGAGUCUACUAGGCCAGUUUUGCACCAUCGGCCCCUAAUCUCUAAUCUGUCAUCUGUAAUCUGUAAUCUCAACCCCACGACGAGCAGCUUCUCUCCGCUACUGCUACACCUGCCGUGGAGACUCAUCGCUUGGUCACAUCUGCACAUAUGCGGUGGACGGACACCCAAGGCACGGCAGCUCCUAUUGGCCGAAACAGUCCAGUAGACGAGACCAACGGGCAGCAGAGAUAACUCGGACAGAUCGCAGCUCUCAGAGAUAACUCGGACAGAUCGCAACUCUCGGAGAUAACUCGGACAGAUCGCAGCUCUCGGAGAUAACUCGGACAGAUCGCAACUUUCGGAGAUAACUCGGACAGAUCGCAACUCUCAGAGAUAACUCGGACAGAUCGCAGCUCUCAGAGAUAACUCGGACAGAUCGCAACUCUCGGAGAUAACUCGGACAGAUCGCAACUUUCGGAGAUAACUCGGACAGAUCGCAACUCUCAGAGAUAACUCGGACCGAACGCAACUCUCAGAGAUAACUCGGACAGAUCACAACUCUCAGAGAUAACUCGGACCUAUCGCAACUCUUACUAAAGCAAACACUCACCUCUGUGUAACCCUGCAACUAACACCCUGUGUGAGGUCAUUCAUGUACAGUGAUUUUAAAGAGAAAAGAAAAGAGACGUUCUGUAAGUUUUAACUGGAAAUCAGCUGCAGAUGGUGAAUAAUGUCGUGGGAAAGUCAUAUCAAGUCAGCCCAGCAGUCUUUUUAUGGAGAAGCACACCAUGGCUUCCUCUUCUGUCACUCUGUGGGGAAAAAAGAUCUGACUUUUUCUCUUUCAUUUCUGUAUUCUCAAGAUGAUACAUGAUAACUGUAUGUUUGUGUUGUGUGUGUGCGUGAAUGUGCAGUCAGUGUUUGUGUGAGUGUGUGUGUGUGUGUGUGUGCGUACGUGUGUGUGCAUGCUUUUGUGGAUCCUGUGUGAGUGGACUUCCCUGUGUGCAACAGUGUGUGUGUGUGUGUGUUUAUCCUGACAGUACAACCACAGCAUGAACUGGUUGGUCAUUCAUUGUAUAACUCACAAAGGGAAACUUGACUGUGCAGUACCGCAACCACACCACCAGAGAGCAGCACUGGUCACUCUCCGUUCUUUCACAGGACUCUUCACAGUCUCCGAGAGACCACUUCUUUGAGGGGCCAAAGGCUCAGCUACAGAGCUGGGCCUCACACACACACACACACACACACUCAUACACAUCCUGAACACAACUCCUCACACACACCACCGACUCGUGACUGUUUCAGUGUCUUUCUAGACAGUCUCAGAGAACAUCUCUCAGUCACAGCUGCCUCAAGGUGCUUGCAAGGCUGCCCCAACAAAUAGCAACAAACUCCAACCAACACCAACAGUUGGCUCAGUGUGUGCCGUCAGUUUGUGUUUGUUGAAAGGAGUGCAAAAUGUCAGUUACUGUCUAGGGCUCUAGCCAGUGAGGAGCUGAAAAUUGAUUUUCUUAACAUUCUACAGACUGCAACCAACAACCAAAGCUCCGUUUUAACCCUCACUGCAACAACUGCCAACUUUAGAAUGUUGGAGUUUGUUGGGCGUUGUCUAGGCAACUUUAGAAUUUUGUUGCCCAUUGUCUAGGCAGCUUUAGAACGUUGGGGUUUGUUGGGCGUUGUCUAGGCAGCUUUAGAAUGUUGGAGUUUGUUGGGCGUUGUCUAGGCAGCUUUAGAACGUUGGGGUUUGUUGGCCAUUGUCUGGGCAGCUUUAGAACGUUGGGGUUUGUUGGCCAUUGUCUGGACAACUUCACUCUCAGCUCCUGUGUAAAGUAGGGUUCAGACCAAAGAUUCCCGACGAGACGAGCUACGACGAGAUGCGACGUUCUAAAACCUUGCGACUGCGACUCAACUUGUUUAAUGCUCUGCGACGGCUUGCAACUACGUGCAACUUUUAAUUCACACCGCUGCAACUCAAUCUCGUCGCGUCGGGAAUCUUUAGUGUGAAUUGGGCUUAAGUGUGGGCGUUACCAAUAUCUGUUACCCUGAUCUGAAGUUUAGCAGCAUCUUCCACACGCCCACCUGUAGGUCACAUCCGUGUGUGUGUGUGUGUGUGUGUGUGUGUGUGUUCUCUCUGUCUCUGUUUAUCUCUUUAAUCAGCAAGGAUGUGGGUUUUUCUUGUGUCAGUGGUGGUGUGUAGACACAUUCUGUACUUGUGCAUCUGGUCAUGGUCACACAGAGGCCCAACUGGUCAACACAGACAUUAGCAGUGACUGUGCUCUGGUGCGGGUGUGUGAUAGAAGGUCUAUAAGUGUGUGUGUGUGUGUGUGUGUCUGUCAUGAUGUGUUUUUGCUCAAUACCUCAUCUUGGAACUGGAAGCUGUUGAGUCCUGAGAAGAGAGAAGUGUGUGUUUGUGUGUGUGUGUGUAUGUGUGUGUGUGUGUGUGCGUGCAUGUGUGUGUGUGUGUGUGUGUGCAUGUGUGUGUGUGUGUGUGCGUGCAUGUGUGUGUGUGUGUGUGCGUGCAUGUGUGUGUGUAAGAGGGGAAGAUGUAACGCCUGUUCAUUUGUUAUGAAACACAAACACACACAUACAGUACACUGCUGCAGUGUGCCCAUUACACUGUGUGUGUGCGUGUGUGUGUGCGUGUGUGUGUGUGUGUGAGAUUGUGAUUGAUUCCAUCAGGACUAUGCUGUAUAUCUGAAGCCUGGUGUUGCGUCUGACUGCCCCUCGUUACCCCCCCGCCCCUCUCUGUUUCCGGGGGCGACCCGAUGUCUGUCAUCAUGCACUUGAAAUUGCAUCAUGAGCUUGUGAACCAGCGGCGUGAGGAUGAAAUAUUAUCGUUGUUAUUUUGUAAUCAUAACUCUUGUUAAAUAUGUAUUUCAUGACCAUUGCAAACAAACAAAAGCAAAAAAAAAAUACUGAUUAAAAAAAAAACAAGACUUAAAUGACUGUAUUGUCAGAUAUAUUUAUAGUUGUUCACUCAAAUGUCUUAUGUUACCAGAAGAAUCCUGUGUUCUGAUAUCUGUUUGUAUAUACAAUGAUGUACGUCCCAAAGGUACACACUAAUGCUUUUUUUGGGUACAGUAUUGUACAGUAAUAGCAAUAGUAGUUGACUCUUCAAUAGGCCACAUAUAAGUACAUGUGUAGAUCAGGUAGAAAACUCUUCUCUCUCUUUUUUUUUUAAUAAACAUUGCUUGCUAUAAACCUC
Messenger RNA from Sardina pilchardus (European sardine), 5207 nucleotides. Its product is annotated as SLIT-ROBO Rho GTPase-activating protein 2-like. The record is from RefSeq and is a predicted model, not a curated record. Lineage: Eukaryota; Metazoa; Chordata; Actinopteri; Clupeiformes; Clupeidae.